GCCCGUCCGACUCGCGAUUCGUGUGUACUGUUCUCGUUUUUUUGUUUUUUCCCCUCUUGCUCUCUUUCUCUCUCUCUUUCGCGCGCACGUUACAGCCGAUACAGUCGAGGCUGAACGGUCUGAGAGGAGGCAGAGAAGAGUCGUUAUUCAGGACUCAGAACGCCCUUCUCCCUCCGUCAGACAGCUCGCAGUGGGAUCCCUCAGGAUCGGGCCGGGGUGGUGCCGUUUCGUACAUACGAUAUUGCCCUUCUCAAAGCCGACUGAUCGCGAGGGUCGGACUAAUAAUUCCGUUGUGAAUCGAACUGUCACAGUGAUUGAGAUCGCGAUAAACAUCCUGCGGAACUUCUGGCGGGAUAAGUUUCUCACCCGAGCGAAAAAAAAAGGAGGACUCGGUGUAACGAUUUUAUUGAUAGGGCAAUCGAACUGAUUAUUGAUAAUCGACUAUUGACAAUUGUGCGAAGGAUCUAUCUAUCCUCUCUUACGGCUGAGUGCUGACCGGCGAGAAGGAAGGCAUUCUUCAGGAGCGAUCUGCCUGGCGUGGUGCACCUAAUUUCUACCGAUUAAGAUUAUGAGUUCCGAGCCGUGGACCUUGCCUCCGAAGCAAGGUCUAUAUGACCCUACUCUCGAACGGGAGGCUUGCGGCGUUGGCUUUAUCGUCGCCAUUGACGGGAAGAGGUCGCACAAGAUCAUUCGAGAUGCUCAGAUACUGUCGGCGCGAAUGAAUCAUAGAGGGGCAUGCGCCUGUGAUAAUGACACUGGUGACGGUGCCGGUGUGCUUUGCGCAAUACCGCACGAUUACUAUGCCAAUGAAAUUCGCCAACAGCAAAAUAUUCAACUACCCGAGUUCGGACGAUACGCGACCGGUAUCUUAUUCCUCGAUAAGAACACCCAUAAAGAAGCAGAAGCCGCGUUCGAGAAGCUAGCUAAGGAGUGCAACUUAAAAGUGCUGUGUUGGCGUAAUGUUCCCACCGACAGCACCCAGAUUGGCCAAGUGGCGAAGAAGUGCGAGCCGUACAUGCGACAAGUGUUCGUUACCGGCGAUCAAGAUGCGGAAACGCUUAAACGACAGAUUUUCGUGCUGAGAAAGAGAUCGUCGCAUUCAAUCCGGCGGCCGGAAUUGCGAUAUUACAUUUGCUCGUUGUCGUUGAAGACGGUCGUCUACAAAGGUCAGCUCACCGCUGAUCAGUUAUGGCUGUAUUUCACGGACUUGAAGUCACCGAAAUUCGAGACCUAUCUGGCACUGGUACACACACGGUUCUCCACAAAUACUUUUCCGAGUUGGGAAAGAGCGCAUCCUUUACGCUUACUUGCUCACAACGGUGAAAUUAAUACCCUGCGCGGCAAUGUGAACUUCAUGAAGGCGCGGGAGGGCGUGAUGAGCAGCCAAAUAUACGGCGACCAGCUAAAAUUGCUCUAUCCAGUUGUAGAGCCGAAUCUCUCUGACUCUGGAUCGGCAGACUGUGUGCUCGAGUUCUUGGUGAUGGCAGGACAACGCUCCUUGCCCGAGGCUGUCUUGACGAUGGUACCAGAGGCUUGGCAGAAUGACUUGACAAUGGCCACUGAAAAGCGGGACUUCUACCACUGGGCGGCGUGCGCCAUGGAACCCUGGGACGGCCCGGCUCUUCUCACCUUCACCGACGGCCGCUACGUCGGCGCUAUCUUGGACAGAAACGGCCUGCGCCCGUCGCGCUUCUACGUCACUAAGGAUAACAUGAUGGUGAUGGCGUCCGAAGUGGGCGUCUAUGAUACUCCGCCCAGCAAUGUAGUCCUGAAGAGUCGCUUGAAGCCCGGCCGGAUGCUUCUCGUUGACACCGAAGAGAAGAGGAUCAUACAGGAUGUCGAGCUGAAGUUGCAGAUCGCUCGAAGCAGACCUCAUUCCAAAUGGCUCAAAGAACAGAUGAUCACCAUCGAUGAAUUGCGUGCUGCACAUGCUCAUAACAAUAGUGCAGGGAACGGAAUCGAGAAUAAUCAAUCCGCCCAGAUGGCUGUCGCAAAAAAGAAUGCUAUCAACGAUGGAGCAAACGAGGUUUCGGCCGUGAAUAAAGUUUGGAGCGGCGACAAACGGCUCUCUCUUUACGGCUACACUCUGGAGACUAUCAAUUUACUACUUCUGCCCAUGGUGGAAACUAAAAAAGAAGCGUUAGGAUCUAUGGGUAACGACGCUCCCCUGGCGUGCUUGUCGGAAUUCCAGCCGUUGGUGUACGAUUACUUUAAGCAAUUAUUCGCGCAGGUAACGAAUCCACCGAUCGAUCCGUUCCGCGAAAAGAUCGUGAUGUCGAUGCUCUGCCCGAUUGGGCCCGAGAGUAACAUUCUGGAGCCGAACGAGUCGCAAGUGCAUCGCCUAUUCUUGCCCCAACCGAUAUUGUCUCUAAAUGAUCUUGAGGUUCUCAAGCACACGACUCAUCGCAAUUGGAGAACAAAAGUGAUCGACAUCACUUACCCUAUUGAAUACGGGCCUGGCGGAUUAUUGAAGACGCUGAAUCACGUUAACAAUGAGGCUAAUGCGGCCGCUAGGGAUGGUUAUCAGCUGCUCGUGUUAUCCGAUCGACAAGGUGGUCCGACAAGAGUUCCGAUAAGCAGCCUGCUAGCGCUGGGCGCUGUUCAUCAUCAUUUGAUCGAAGAGAGACAGCGAAUGAAGGUCGGUCUCAUAUUGGAAACCGCCGAGGCUCGAGAGGUGCAUCAUAUUUGCGUGCUACUUGGCUACGGAGCGGAUGCCAUAUGUCCUUACUUAGUAUUUGAGAUGGCGAAAAAUCUAAGAGCGGAUCACGUUUUCGAUGAAACCUUUACCGACGAAGUUAUUUACAAGAAUUACUCAGAAGCUACCGAGCGAGGAAUCGCGAAAGUGAUGGCCAAGAUGGGAAUCUCGACUUUGCAGUCUUACAAAGGAGCGCAGAUAUUCGAAGCAGUUGGAUUGGCCGAUGAAGUCAUCGAUAAAUGUUUCAAAGGCACUCAUUCUCGUAUUAGUGGUGUGACGUUCGAUAUUUUGGGCAAGGAGACGUUCGAGAGACAUCAAAUAACAUACUGGGACAAACCAAUGGAUUUGCUGGUCAUUCGCAAUCCAGGAAUUUAUCAUUGGCGAUCCGGUGGCGAGAAACAUAUUAAUGAUCCUGCUAGCAUCGCUAGCUUACAGGAAUAUGUUGUGUCCAAAAACAACCCUGCUUAUGAGAAUUAUCGCAAGACCACGAUGGAAGUGGUGAAAGCUUGCACUCUGCGCGGCCAACUUGAACUGAAGAAAUUACGCGAUCCGAUUGCUAUCACGGACGUGGAACCCGCAUCGGAAAUCGUGAAACGCUUCGCGACCGGCGCGAUGAGUUUCGGCAGUAUCUCUCUGGAAGCUCACGCUACCCUGGCAAUCGCUAUGAACCGCAUCGGUGGCAAGUCGAACACCGGCGAAGGUGGCGAAAACGCAGACAGAUAUCUGAAUCAGGACCCGGAGUUUAGCAAGCGUUCGUCCAUCAAACAGGUGGCAAGUGGUCGCUUUGGCGUUACUGCCAGUUACCUGGCGAACGCAGACGACUUGCAGAUCAAGAUGGCGCAGGGCGCGAAACCCGGCGAGGGCGGCGAGUUGCCCGGUUAUAAGGUCACCGCGGAGAUUGCCGCGACUAGGCACUCGGUACCCGGGGUCGGUUUGAUUUCACCGCCACCGCAUCACGACAUCUAUUCGAUCGAGGAUCUGGCCGAGUUGAUUUACGAUCUUAAGUGCGCCAAUCCGAACGCCCGUAUCUCCGUCAAACUCGUAUCUGAGGUCGGGGUGGGCGUCGUCGCUGCCGGCGUCGCCAAGGGUAAAGCCGAACACGUGGUGAUAUCCGGCCACGACGGCGGCACUGGCGCCAGCAGCUGGACCGGCAUCAAGUCCGCCGGAUUGCCUUGGGAAUUAGGCAUCGCCGAGACGCAUCAGGUGCUGACCCUGAACAAUUUGAGGUCGCGCAUGAUCGUCCAGGCGGACGGCCAGAUGCGCACAGGUUUCGACAUCGUGGUGGCCGCGCUGCUUGGUGCGGACGAAUUCGGCUUCAGCACCGCUCCACUGAUCGCAAUGGGCUGCACAAUGAUGAGAAAGUGCCACCUGAACACUUGCCCAGUGGGCAUCGCCACGCAAGAUCCGAUAUUGCGAAAGAAAUUCGAGGGCAAGCCGGAGCAUGUAAUCAAUUUCUUCUUUGCGUUGGCUGAAGAGGUACGUUCGCAUAUGGCAAACUUGGGCAUUCGCAAGUUCCAAGAUCUGAUUGGACGCACAGACCUCCUUAAAGUACGAGACGAUAUCUCUGUUGAGAAAGCCAAGACCCUGAAUCUUAGCAAUAUCUUGCGAAACGCGCUAGAUUUAAGGCCCGGCGUGAAUAUCAGGGGCGGUACCGUAAAGCAAGACUUCCAGUUGGAGAACAGACUCGAUAAUAAACUAAUUGAACUAGCCAAGCCUGUUUUGAACGGAGUACACACUCGAGUCGACAUCGAAAUGAACAUCAACAAUGAAUGUAGGGCAUUUGGAUCGACGCUGAGUUAUCAUGUAGCUAAACGAUUUGGAGAGGCUGGAUUGCCCGAAAAUAGCAUUAAUAUCAAGAUGCGAGGCUCUGCGGGUCAGAGUUUCUGCGCUUUCAUGGCGAAGGGUAUUCAUGUCACCCUUGAAGGCGACGCUAACGAUUAUGUCGGCAAAGGUCUCUGCGGAGGUGAAAUCGUCAUAUACCCGCCGAAAGACUCCGAAUUCAACUCGGAGGCGAACGUAAUCGUCGGGAAUGUCUGCCUUUACGGAGCUACUUCCGGAAAGGCCUACUUCCGCGGUAUCGCUGCCGAGAGAUUCAGCGUACGUAACAGCGGGGCGAUCGUCGUGGUGGAGGGUGUGGGUGAUCACGGUUGCGAAUACAUGACCGGCGGCUGCGCCUUGAUCCUGGGUCUCACCGGUAGAAACUUCGCGGCCGGAAUGUCCGGUGGAAUCGCGUACGUCUUGGACGUCGACGGCUCUUUCAAGAGCAAGUGCAAUCCCGAGAUGGUGGAGCUGCUGCCGCUCAACAAGCCAGAAGAAAUCGCCUAUGUGAAGCAACUGCUGGAGGAAUUCAUCGAGAAGACCGGCUCGCUGAUCGCGCAAGACUUGCUCGCCACGUGGCCGGAACCGACCACGAGAUUCGUCAAGGUCUUCCCUUACGAGUAUCAGCGAGCUCUCAAACAGCUGGAGGAGGCAAAGCUAGAAACGCCGAAUGUGAUUAACGGUAACGCGCAGAUGACGAAUGGCAAGAUCAAAGAUAUAGAGGAUUCGAUAGAGGACGCGGACAUGGCACAGCGAAAGUUGGACAAAAUCAAGGGCUUCAUGAAGUAUCAACGGCAGAAGGCCAUGUACAGACCGGUCGAGAAGCGCGUAGUCGACUGGGAUGAGAUAUACAAUUUCCAGGGUGUUAGAAAGACUCUGCGCGUGCAAGCUGCAAGGUGCAUGGAGUGCGGUGUACCGUUCUGUCAGAGCAGUCACGGUUGCCCGUUGGGCAACAUCAUUCCUAAGUGGAACGAUCUCGUAUUCCAUCAAAACUGGAAGGAGGCCUUGAAUCAACUGUUGCAAACUAAUAAUUUCCCUGAGUUCACUGGAAGGGUCUGCCCCGCACCUUGCGAGGGUGCAUGCGUCCUAGGAAUUUCCGAACCACCGGUAACGAUCAAGAAUAUCGAGUGCGCCAUAAUCGAUCACGCGUUCGAGCAAGGUUGGAUCGUGCCUCAUCCGCCGACCAGAAGAACCGGGCGGUUAGUAGCGGUGAUCGGAUCCGGUCCCGCGGGAUUGGCCGCCGCUCAUCAGCUGAACAAGGCGGGGCACACAGUGACCGUGUUCGAGAGAAACGACAGAAUCGGCGGGUUGCUGCAAUAUGGCAUACCGACGAUGAAGUUGUCUAAACAGGUCGUACAGAGAAGAGUCUCUCUGCUCGCCGCGGAAGGGAUCAUCUUCAGAACGAAUGUCGAUGUAGGCAAGGAUAUUACAAUGCAGGAACUUCAGGAACAGUACGACGCGAUAAUGUUAUGUACGGGCGCGACAUGGCCGCGUGAUCUGCCGAUUCCAGGUCGGCAGCUGGAGGGAAUUCAUUUUGCCGUGAGCUUCCUAGAGCACUGGCAGAAGAAGCAAAUGGGUAACAAAGCGCCCCUGGAUAUGCGGCUGAUAGCCAAGGGCAAGGACGUUGUCAUCAUAGGAGGCGGCGACACCGGAUGCGAUUGUAUAGCGACCUCGCUUCGUCAGGGCGCGAAGACAAUUACGACCUUCGAAAUCUUGCCCGAGCCGCCAGUCCAGAGGGGCAAAGAUAAUCCGUGGCCUCAAUUCCCACGAGUGUUCAAAGUUGACUACGGUCACGAGGAAGUGUCUCUAAAAUUCGGCCGUGAUCCGCGUAGAUACAGUACGCUGAGCAAGGAAUUCCUGGAUGACGGAAAUGGCCACGUGAGUGGCAUCAGGACGGUGACUGUGGAUUGGCGAAAGGACGAGAAUGGUCGAUGGAAAAUGGAGGAAGUACCAAAUUCGGAGAAAGUGUACAAGUGCGACCUGGUAUUACUCGCCAUGGGUUUCCUCGGGCCGGAGAAGUACAUCGCCACAGAAGUGAACGCCGAAUUGGACGAAAGAGGAAACUACAAGACUCCAGCCGGGAAAUAUUGUACUAGUUUAUCUAAAAUAUAUGCGGCAGGCGAUUGCAGACGUGGACAGUCUCUCGUGGUAUGGGCGAUCGCAGAAGGCAGGUUAGCCGCGAAGGAAGUUGAUUUGGCCUUGAUGGGGGAAACCGGCCUUCCCGGAAGCGGUGGUGUCAUAAUCGGCGUUAGCGCUUAAAGACCUUCACGAUGGAUGUUGGUCUUCCAAUUAAAACAAGAAAAGAUCCACCGUGCACGCGUACCGCGAGGAAGGAGUCGUAUCGACUGUUAGAAGGCAAGGGGAGAAUCCUUGGAGAUCCAAGGAUGCGAGCUCCGGGAUCCGAGGAUUCGAAAGUUCCAUGAAUCCAAGAAGAUACAAGCCUAGAAUUGUAGAGUUCAGAAAUCCAUGAGUCCGAGAAGAGGAUGUUAACAUUCGGAAAUCCACGGAUUCAAACUUCCAGCAAUCCAAUGAUUUAUAGCCUCUAGGAUGUGGAGAUCAGAGAAUUCUCCUAGGAAUUAAUGAAUUUGAAAUUUAAAGAAUUGAACAUCCAAAAAUCAUGAGAACCUAAAGAUCAGAAAAGUCGCGUGUCCGAAUUUUAAGACAUCUAAGAACUAGGUCUUAAGGUUCAAAAAAUCGAAUAUUCAAGAGUCGAGCAACGAGAAUAUUAGAAAAACAAAUUCCGGCUUUCACAUAUUAAAGAUUAGACAAAAAUUAAAGAUUUCAAAAUAUAAAGAAAUAAAGGAUUACAAAUAUAUGUAACUCAAAAUUUCUCUUUCA
This is a messenger RNA of Wasmannia auropunctata (little fire ant), 7351 nucleotides long. RefSeq names its product putative glutamate synthase [NADPH]. Lineage: Eukaryota; Metazoa; Arthropoda; Insecta; Hymenoptera; Formicidae. The record is from RefSeq and is a predicted model, not a curated record. Gene Ontology annotation, molecular function: FMN binding; flavin adenine dinucleotide binding; iron ion binding. The coding region runs from base 569 to 6772 and encodes 2067 amino acids. The transcript is spliced from 26 exons.